Fusarium coffeatum is the source of this 1158-nucleotide messenger RNA. RefSeq lists its product as uncharacterized. Bases 1 to 1158 code for a protein of 385 amino acids. The record is from RefSeq and is a predicted model, not a curated record. NCBI's taxonomy places the organism in Eukaryota, Fungi, Ascomycota, Sordariomycetes, Hypocreales, Nectriaceae. The transcript is spliced from 2 exons.
AUGAAGUCCAUUGCUUCGAAACUCAGGGUUAUAUUCAAUUCCAAAGACAAAGCACGUCGUGUCACGCUGCAACAACAUGAUGAAGUCAGUCCUCCGAGUCCGGCUACCGAUCUCGUGCCGUCGCCACCAACGGCACAGACAGCACUAGCAACAGCAAGAACAGACCUGCCCCCUCAAACGGUGCUGUUUGAGCCGGAAGACGCCAUUUCGUUAUGGAAUGAUGCCUAUGACAGUUUGAGGGCCAAAGACGAGCCGUUAGUGACUGCAUACGAGAACUUGCUUUCACAAGAGUUGCGAUCCGAAGAAGAUAGUCAUGACCGCAACGAGAGUGAAUCGGACAAUUGCAUCGACAACGAAGAUGUCAAUCACCGACAUAAACAAUUACAGAUGAUCAUAAGAAAUGGUCAGCGACGAGCCGAAAAGGAAAGGACUACAUACACAAUCUUCGGCAAGACCUUCACCGUACGGGAUCAAGCAUCUCGAACCGCUGAGUUCGUCAAAAGCGUGAAAACGAUUGUGGACGAAGCGGUUAAGGCGUCACCGGAGGCAGCCUUAGCUUGGGCCGGUAUUUGCACAGUACUACCGAUUUUGAUCAAUCCUGCAUCUGCAGAGGCGUCUCAACAAGAAGGGUUCGCAUACGUUACAUUACGUAUGCAAUUCUAUGGGCAGUUAAAGAGCCAUCUGGGACUAGACGGUAUCCAGAACGCGACUGAGUUAAGACUACAGCUCAGCAAUAGUCUUGUUAAUUUAUAUCAGCAUAUGCUUGAGUUUCAGAUCAAGGUUGUCAUUCGGUUAUACGAGACGCGACUGAAGCGGCUGAGACAUGAUAUAAUAAAGCAUGAAGAAUGGAAUGCAAUGCUUGCCAAGAUUAAAGAGGCAGAAACCACCUUCGAUAGGGAUAUGAAGAUGUUCACUGGCCUGUCACUGGAAACGGAGCUGAAACGCCUCAACGAAAAGGUGGCCCGGUUUCUGGAUGACUUAAGAUCGACGCUACCCGUUGCAAGGGAGGCUAAAAAGUCUCGAUCGCCUAUUCACAGCGGUUAUGGAGACCAGUACGCUGCCUUUGAUGCUGCAACCCAGAACAAUAUCUCGGGCAACGCCGUUCAGUACGCUGGAGGAACGUUCUACGGACCUGUUAGCAGUGGCAGGGACAGGUAA